AUGGCUGAUGAUGCUUCAGCUUCUAUUUCAAGAUGCUCUAUAUGCCUCGAAACCUUCCGGAGAGCAGAGCAUCUGAAACGGCACAUUCUAACCCGUGAGGACCUCACACCGUCAGCACCUAGUACAUGCCCACUAACCGAUGACGCAGAUGACGACGCCAAGCGGCAUACAUGUCAUUUCUGCAUGGCCCAGUAUAAGCGUAGGGACUUUAGUGACGCCCUCCGCCGACACUGGAAAACCUGCACUGCCCGGAUUGCUGCCGGGACUGAGAUCCCUAAACGCAGUCUAUCCGGUAAGCGGAAGCAGGCCUGUGACCUGUGUACGGAGAGAAAGAGGGCCUGUUCUACGGGUUUGCCGUGCUCGGAAUGUGCGAUGAGAAAAGCCGAGUGCACAUAUCAUCGUGUCCGGUCGAGCACCCGUCUGCGCGAGUCGCUUGAAUCUGCCGGGCGAACGCCGUCUGAGACCACCAACGGAGGAAGUACAGUUCAAGGUGUCAUGGAACAGAUUCAAGCUCAGGCGCAGGGCAUUGUGUCACAUCCCCAAAACCGAUCGACCUCUAUUCAGAGUCCUCGCUUCGGCUUCCUCGCAAACUUCACAAGGGCGAAUGGGUUGAACGAGGCUUACAGCUACAGGUCACAACCGGAAACUAUCAACUUAUCAUCGUUGCCGGUGAAGGAAAAGGGUGGUGCUGACGGGGACGGCUUACAAGGAGCUACCGCUUCGGACCCGUUUGACUGCUACAUAAACGAGGUCGAGUCAUGUCUAUGGUCGGAUACGGAUACUGCCCAAGACCCUAUUGAAGAGCUGUUGUUAGCGGAAAAGGCACGUCAAACGUGGGACAGCCUGCAACGUAUCCUGGAUAGUCCCACAGCACAACAAUCCAGAGUCACGGCAAGCGAAUGGUUCGAGUUCUUCUCACCUGCAAACGCAACCCGGUACCUGCGUUUCUUCUGGACUCGAUGGUAUCAUCAUUGCCCAAUAGUUCAUAAGGCCACCUUUGACAUUAACACGUGUUCCCAUAUCUUACUCGUCGCGAUGUGUCUGAUUGGGGCAUGCAUGUCCUCUCAAGAGAUAGACCACCAGAUGGCAAAGGGGUUCUUGGAUGUGAUGGAGGAUCUCAUCUUUUCGAAUCCGUUGUUCCUGGAAUCACCGAGGCUGGGUUCGAGCAAUGAGAAUCUACUCCAGACCCGGGAGAAUAUUCAGAUCCUGCAGGCUACAUGUUUCAUGUGUCUGCUGCAAAAGUGGGAGGGGAGUUCCCAGGCCAAGUUGAGGAUGCAACGGCAUCGGUUUACGGCCUUUGUUGCGACCACCAGAGCUAUGGGACUGUCCCAAGCAAGACAUCCCCGUAUUGAUCUCAGUUCCACCGUGACUUUCGAAGCAUGGAAUGAGUACACUCUCAAAGCCGAAAUGAUCAGAACCUUCAACCACGUCUUCCUCCUCGACUCGGCAUUUGUCAUCUUCCACAAUUCCGUACCUCGCAUGGUCUUACAGGAGAUGACGAUCGAUCUGACCUGUCCAGAAGACGUGUUCCAGGCCGUGUCACCUGCCGAGUUCACGAGAGUCCUGAAGUUACACCCAGCAUGCACUGUUCCUCUGCUCACCGACUGCGUUCGCAAUCUGUGUGCGGAAACCCCGGACCCAGAUGUGAUUGCACAUCUCGGCCAUGCGGGUGCGCUGAAUCUGUUUACUAUCGCUACUGGUGAGGAGUCUCCGAAGUGA
Messenger RNA from Aspergillus nidulans FGSC A4, 1719 nucleotides. Its product is annotated as Zn(II)2Cys6 transcription factor. Gene Ontology annotation, cellular component: nucleus. NCBI's taxonomy places the organism in Eukaryota, Fungi, Ascomycota, Eurotiomycetes, Eurotiales, Aspergillaceae. The record is from RefSeq and is a predicted model, not a curated record. The coding region runs from base 1 to 1719 and encodes 572 amino acids. Gene Ontology annotation, biological process: DNA-templated transcription; regulation of transcription by RNA polymerase II; regulation of DNA-templated transcription. Gene Ontology annotation, molecular function: DNA-binding transcription factor activity, RNA polymerase II-specific; RNA polymerase II cis-regulatory region sequence-specific DNA binding; zinc ion binding. The transcript is spliced from 4 exons.